AAUCGUAAAAUAAGUCGAAAUAUUGUAUUUGUAAUUAUAUAUUUGGAAUAUGAGUUGUCAAAAAAAACAUAAGAAUCUAAAAUAUGUUUAAAAUUCAAAACCAAAACAAAAAAUAAAAAUGGACAGUAAUUCAGUCUGGGAUUCACAUCAGAUGCACCAAAAAAAGACAAAAUACGGCACUCUAAACAAAACAAAAACCUUUCAGUUAUUUACAUACAAACACAAACAUCAAUUUUUUACUCUUUCAUAAUUCUCUCAAAAGAAAACACCUAUUUCGUAAUUCUGUUAGACCAGUAUCCUUGAUAGUUAAAAAAAUGGCAGCUACUGGUGAUAUCCAAGUUAACCUAGAACCAGAGAAACAAUCUCUUCUCAAUCAGCACAAAGAACGCCACUUCACCGCCGGUGAAAUUGUUCGCGAUAUUAUUAUCGGAGUAUCCGACGGUCUUACCGUCCCUUUCGCUCUCGCUGCCGGUUUAUCCGGCGCCAAUGCUACCUCUUCUAUCGUCCUCACCGCCGGCGUCGCCGAAGUGGCCGCCGGUGCUAUCUCUAUGGGACUCGGAGGGUAUUUAGCAGCGAAGAGUGAAUCGGAUCAUUACGCGAGGGAACUAAAGAGAGAACAAGAAGAGAUCGUGACGGUUCCUGAUACAGCUGAGGUGGCAGAGAUAUUAGCACAGUACGGAAUAGAGCCACAUGAAUAUCAACCUGUUGUUAAUGCUCUUAGGAAACAACCUCAAGCUUGGCUUGAUUUCAUGAUGAAGUUUGAACUGGGAUUGGAGAAGCCAGACCCAAGAAGAGCACUACAGAGUGCAUUUACUAUUGCCAUUGCUUAUAUUUUGGGUGGCAUAGUACCCCUCAUUCCUUACAUGUUUAUUCCAAGAGCUCAAGAUGCUGUGGUUGCAUCAGUCAUCUUAACCUUAAUCGCAUUGCUCAUUUUUGGCUAUGCUAAGGGACACUUCACAGGUAAUAAACCCUUCAGGAAUGCCUUCCAAACUUGCCUUAUUGGAGCCAUUGCAUCUGCUGCUGCAUUUGGCAUGGCUAAGGUUGUCCAAGCAUAAAUUUAUGUACUCAAAUUUCGACUGCCUUGAUUCUCAGCUGUUCAGAUCAUUCUGAUUUUGGAUAUGUCCUUUUUAAUCAUAUUUACUUUGAAUUUUGAUUUCGUA
Ricinus communis (castor bean) is the source of this 1160-nucleotide messenger RNA. Its product is annotated as vacuolar iron transporter 1. Gene Ontology annotation, biological process: intracellular manganese ion homeostasis. The transcript is spliced from 4 exons. The record is from RefSeq and is a predicted model, not a curated record. The coding region runs from base 315 to 1055 and encodes 246 amino acids. NCBI's taxonomy places the organism in Eukaryota, Viridiplantae, Streptophyta, Magnoliopsida, Malpighiales, Euphorbiaceae. Gene Ontology annotation, molecular function: iron ion transmembrane transporter activity; manganese ion transmembrane transporter activity. Gene Ontology annotation, cellular component: vacuolar membrane.